AUGAGGCGAGGUGCACGUGCUCCCAUGCUGAGACGUGGUGCAGGACGACCACGCAAGAGGACGUUGGAGUCCCUGGCAGCAGAGUCGCCCAAGACAUCUGCUGGAGUCGAGCCUGUCGGUCAAGGACAGACUCCGUAUGGUAUUGCGGGCGCGUCAGGCUCUCAAACUCCGAUGGUUUCAGAGGUAACUACCCCGACCAUACCCGCCGUACCCACUCCUAUCAUAUUUACGGUACCACCAGCGGUACCACUAGCAUACCCGACACCACCACCACCAAUGCCUACGGCAUACCAGGCACCACUGCCACCGGUGCCCACUGCAUACGCGACACUCGCACCAGCAGCAGCAGUUGCUCCACCUCCGGUACCACCACCCACCGAACCUCCUACCGCGCCCACCUAUGCUGACCCUGUAGUGCCACCAAUGGCACCUGCCUCAGUCUAUGCAGCAACACCGGGGAUGCCUCCCCCGGCCUAUGUAGCGGUACCACUUGUUAUACCAGCUUCAGUGGUUCCGUCAGUUCCUGCAGCCGUCCCUACUCACCUCACUGAUAUAGUCGCGGCACAAUCCUAG
Zingiber officinale is the source of this 573-nucleotide messenger RNA. RefSeq names its product leucine-rich repeat extensin-like protein 3. The record is from RefSeq and is a predicted model, not a curated record. The coding region runs from base 1 to 573 and encodes 190 amino acids. NCBI's taxonomy places the organism in Eukaryota, Viridiplantae, Streptophyta, Magnoliopsida, Zingiberales, Zingiberaceae. The transcript has a single exon.